Solea solea (common sole) is the source of this 3134-nucleotide messenger RNA. It is a transcript of the gene smoc1, whose product is annotated as SPARC related modular calcium binding 1. Gene Ontology annotation, molecular function: calcium ion binding; extracellular matrix binding; heparin binding. Gene Ontology annotation, cellular component: basement membrane. The transcript is spliced from 15 exons. NCBI's taxonomy places the organism in Eukaryota, Metazoa, Chordata, Actinopteri, Pleuronectiformes, Soleidae. Gene Ontology annotation, biological process: extracellular matrix organization. The record is from RefSeq and is a predicted model, not a curated record. The coding region runs from base 295 to 1812 and encodes 505 amino acids.
CAACCUGUGGAAGCUGUGAUGAGAGGCUGAUCCUCCCGCCGUGGACAAAAAAAAAAAACCCACACUCACCACCAUGUCAUGAGAGUUCACGUCCCACGCAGGACACCGUGAUCACAUCAGUGGACAGAGGACAGUAAAUCCCCGCGAGACGAGACACGCAGUGAGGAGGCGCUGUGUGUGUGUGCGUUUGUGCGAGCGCGCGCGCGCGUGUGUGUGUGUGUGCGUAUUUGGACCUGUUGAUCAUCAGUGACAGAUCUGCCGCUCCCUGAUUCACGCGCUCACCCACGCGCAAUUAUGUCACCGUCAUCUUUUCUGCUCUUCACCUUUUCUCACCUGUUGGCGCCUCUGCUUCUCUGUUACCUGCCUCAAGUGUCCACGCAGAAGACCGCGUCGCGGUGGUUGAUCGGCGACAGAGACAGUCACUGUGGGAUCAUCUGCACACGGACGCAGGGGAAGCCGGUGUGUGGCUCGGAUGGGCGGAGCUAUGAGACCGGCUGCGAGCUGCAGAGAGCGCGCUGCAAAGACAAGACACUCGCACUGGCACACCGCGGACGAUGUCGAGGCAAAAACUGGGUGAAACUUGACCAGUUGGCUGUGGUACCAGUACCGACCUCCACCUCUGAGGGGAGAGACCUGGAGCUGAAAGAUGCAGAUCAGUCCAAGUGUCGUGUUGAGAGGAACCAGGCUUUGGAACAAGCCAGGAGACCUCAGGAGUCCAUGUUUAUCCCAGAAUGCAACGAAGAUGGGACGUUUGCCCAGGUCCAAUGCCACACGCUGACAGGUUACUGCUGGUGUGUCACCAGUGAUGGAAAGCCAGUGAGUGGCUCGUCUGUGCAGAACAGGACCCCAGUGUGUUCAGGAAACUUCCAUGAAUUUAUGGGAACUCAUGCUGCGACAAGUGGAUUGUCAGGGUCAGUAACAGAUAAACCACCUGGGUCAUCGAACUCUGGUAGAAAAGUUUCUUUCCGUUUCUUUCUCACCCUCAACCCAGAUGAUGGCUCCAAGCCCACACCCACCAUGGAGACUCACGUCCCCCCUGAGGGUGACGAGAUCACUGCUCCAACGCUGUGGAUAAAACAGCUGGUUAAACAGAACAGCUCCACCUCCAGGAAGCAAGAGAAAGUUCCCUCUUGUGACCAGGAGAGACAGAGCGCCUUGGACGAGGAUCAGCAGAACCCUCGUGAGGCCAUUUUCAUCCCCGACUGUGGACCUGGGGGCCUUUACAAACCAGUCCAGUGCCACCAGUCCACAGGAUACUGCUGGUGUGUUCUAGUGGACACAGGACGGCCCAUUCCUGGAACCUCUACUCGGUACCAGAAGCCCGAGUGUGACAACACUGCGCGAUCUCGAGUCUCAGAUACAGAAGAUCCCUUCCAGGGCAGAGAUUUGACAGGCUGCCCAGAGGCGAAGAAAGUGGAAUUCAUUACAAGCUUGUUAGAUGCCCUCACCACAGACAUGGUGCAGGCCAUUAACUCACCAACCCCCUCUGGUGGUGGGAGGUUUGUCGAGCCUGACCCCAGUCACACUUUAGAGGAGAGAGUGGUGCACUGGUAUUUCGCCCAGCUGGAUAACAACAGCAGCCAGGACAUAAACAAGAAGGAGCUGAAGCCUUUCAAGAAGUACCUGAAGAAGAAAGCCAAACCCAAGAAAUGCUCCCGCAAGUUUGUCGACUACUGCGACCUGAAUAAGGACAGGGCCAUUUCUCUGCACGAGCUCAAAGGCUGCCUGGGUGUCAGCAAGGAGGGUAGCUCAACGAGUGGCAAUCAAGGGACAAGGCAAGGGACAAAUUUGUUCAUAGGUCGUCUGGUAUGAGAAGAGAAGGAUCCAGAAGCUGAGAUGAGAGCAGAGGGCACAGAGGGAAAGCAUCUGUACGCUUGCUGACAGGAAAGAGAAAGAUGGAGCAGAAAAAUUAAGACGUUCCUAAGAUGUUGGUUUUUUUUAAGAAAAAAAAGGGACAGAAAAAAAAACGAAGUGGCGCCAAAAUAUUUGCACUUUCGCCUCCCUAUGUUUGAAAUUGUACCUGUUUGUAUGUGGGGUUUUUUUUCUGAAGUGACUGAAAAGGUUCUAGAUAAGAAUAUAUUUGUAAAGAGAUUACAUGAGCAGCUCACCACUGGAAGAGCGAGCGGGUUCAUGUUACUUCAUUUCUCCCAUGUGUUCUGUCUGCCAUGUUUAGUGGCUAUACAUUUAAACGUAUACACAGGUAGUGUUGGGCCACUAAAAUCAAACUCCCAUUCAAUCUCUUUCUGUCUAAAUGUCGCUCGAUACACAUUUCAAACUCCUAAAGGAAGAACGGUGAUGGUGUAGACGAGUUCAAAUGAAUUGUGUCAUUUCUAUGUGAACAUUAGAAUUAAACUGUGAUCGCAGAGUCUAAAUGAUCAGCCCAGAAUUCGCUGUGUGAAGCCCCCCUUGCACUGUUGCAUGCAACACAUUUGACUCAACAAUCACAUUCUUGUGAAGAAAAUCUGUCUUAUGUGUGUUUUUUGUGUUGGGCAAAGCUAGCUGUGAAUAUGUGGUUACUUUACUAGCUUACUUUUUUUUGUGCAACCCAAAAAACCAAGGCAAGACCAUUAUGAUGUAUGUACUUUGUGGUUUUCCUGCACAAGAUUCCUUGACCUUUUUUUUUUUGUCUACAAAGUUUGUACUAAUAAACUUUUUUUUUUGUAAGUUUAGUAAGAACAUAUCUUUCAAAAAAACAUAUAGUAACUGAUUGUGAGAAUUGUGAAACGCGUAAAGCAGGUAUUAGAGUCAUUUUACCGUCACGUCCAUUCUUCCACUCACAAUACUGGUACAGUAGAUACACACUGCUAACUGUAUAAUCAUAUAGACUUACACUGAAACACCCAGCAGUGGCUUUAUAUACACAAACUAAAGCCGCUUACAGCUUUAGAGACUUCAAAACUAAGGACAACCCUGAAAUAUUAUUGCCUUAUGUGUCUGUAUGAUGGUUAGCAUGUUAGCAGAAGCUUGCUAACACCUAACCACGCUGAGGAAAUACUGUUUCCUUUUUGCUCUGUUUUGGUGUGUCUGUAUGAUUUUGAUAAGCGCUCUGAAACUAAACAAAAGAGGUGAAUGAAAACUAUCUAACUACAGCUUUAAGGUCAAACCACCACGAAUAAACCAUUGGUUUACACAUA